GUACUUCGCCAUGGGAUAUCAGGAUAAGAUCACAGAUUUUCCACAAAUGGUGCGUGAGGCUGGCUUUAAAUUGCGUCAAUAUCGCGAUGGUCCUUUAGACUGGCGUCAAAUGGGUUCGUAUGAAACGGAACGCAUACUGCGAGAACAAAAUUUCGAGAUGGUGGACAAGGCAUUGACACAUCUAUCCGAAGCCCCAUUAGGCACUGUACUGGAGACGCAUAUUCUAGAUAGUGGGAUAGCCAAGUAUUUUGUAAUGUCCCAAUACGCUAUACAAUAUCUACUUUGUUGCCGCACAUAUCUUAAUGAGUUGGUUGUGGAUUUGCGAGAGGCUCAUUCUGUAGCUCAGAUAGAUAUAGCUAAUCUGAGAAAGUCACUCACAGAUUCCAAUCAUGAGGUGGUGCAAUUACACAAAAAGAUUACCCAAAUCGAAACGAUACGCGAAGUUGUCUAUCCAUGUCACCUGUGCACGAAGAAUUUUAUAAGCAACGAAUCCUUAAAUAUACACAUAGGACGCAAACAUCGUGUGGGAUCACCACCCAGCCUAAGUCAAUCUGGUGGGGUUAAGGAGAAGGACAAGUGUCGAGAUAAUGAUAUGCAUUUGAUUAACACCAUUAAAAUGGAGUUGGAGAUCAAGCAAUUGAAAGAGCGUCUCAAUGCUGCCGAACGUAAUAUCAAAGAGCGAGGAUCAAAGCAUUUGGGAGCCACAAGUACUACUGCUGAUAAUUCAAGUCCUCGGAUGGAUCAGCGCACUGUUGGCAUUCAGAGCAAUCUGGUUGAAGAAAAGGAGAAGGAAGAUCUCAAAAGUGAGAUGACCGAACUAGAUACUAGCCCAGAACGGAAGGAGCGACUUCAUGGACUGGCGGAGAAACUGCAACAUUUUGAGACCUGGCAAAUGCAAUUAAAGCAAAGCAAUGAACAGUUUGUUCAGGACAUUAAUAAAAAACUAGAGGAUCUCAGUCAUGCCCUUGAGCAAAAUAAACAAGCUAUUACAACAGAUGCAGCGAGUCCAUCCACAGAAGAGCGUUUAGGCACUCCGCGGCUAGAGGAUUUGGAGCGGAUCCUAACCGAAAAAGUAACUGAAAUUGGCAAAGUCAGUGCUAACAAACUAGAAGAGGUUGUUCAUCACUUGGAAAUGGGCUACAAGGAUAAAUUAGAUGCCCUCGAACGUGAACUGAAGCAAAUUAAUACACGACGGUUAUCAAACGAACCAGAAAGCAAGCUGGAACCCGUUGCACUAGUAACAAAUGUCUCUAAAAUACCCAAACCCAUUGUUAACCGUAGAGAAAACAGCCUGGAGCACAUUAAAAACCAGGUGGAACAAGAAUUUGUGGAGAAAAAACGAGAUGAUGACACUUAUUCCAUUGAGGAACUGCCAAAACCUUUAGUAACUCAAGUUCAAGUUCAAGUACAUGAAGCAAAGCAGCCAAUCGUUGAAAGUUUAACCGCCAAUCAAUCGAACAAAGAAAUUCAACAAACCAGCGAUUCUACGGACAUCAGCGAAAGUCUCAGCCAUGAAGACGAUGACAAGGCAGAGGGACAGAGUCCCAGCGAGGAAGAUAGCGAAGUUUUGACCUCUGAUCGAGAGUCUUUUGAGGAAAUUCUGAAGAAGCCAUCGCCUAUUAUUAAUCCUGCCUUUAAGAUGAGUCCUCCAAAAGCUAUGACUCGUAAGGAUAUGCGCAAGCUUGUUAAUCGUAAACUGAGCUCUCAUGGAUUUGACAUGAAAUCGAAACAAAUUUCCCACACGUCAAUGAAAAAAUUAAACAUGGAAUUGGCCGAGAACCGCAACAAACUGAAAUUGCAAUAUCCAAAUUUCUAUGCUACUCGCAAUCGGAUACGUAAAUUUGUUGAGAAACUCUGUUCCGCCAAAUUGCCCCAACAUGCUGAGGUUCUAUUGAAGCACAAGACGCCGCUGCAACCGAUUGAAGUGCCCAAAAGAAGAGCGAAGAACCAACGAGCAGUUACCACAGAUGAAGACAAUCUGGAAAAACAACCAGACGAAAAGGACGACAGUGCAUCGUCUAGUAGUCGCAGCACCAGUCCUCCUCGGCGACAAGUAUCGCACGACUUUAAAGCUCAUCUCGAUCAGAUUUUGGUCAAGCCAGUAGCAGCAGUAGCUUCCAAGUCCUCUCUAAGUGCCAGCGGUAAUGCUAAUCCCAGUCCAAAUGUUCGACCAGUGCCGCUGCCUAGAAAACGAGUAAUGUUCAAUACUUUGAGCAGUGGUAAGAGUUUUAAUGAACACGACGAGAAUUAAACGAAUAAAAACUUACCCAACUUUAAAUAAUGA
Molecule: messenger RNA, 2284 nt
Organism: Drosophila willistoni
Lineage: Eukaryota; Metazoa; Arthropoda; Insecta; Diptera; Drosophilidae
Gene: DZIP1
Product: zinc finger protein DZIP1
Exons: 5
Coding region: 11-2251 (746 amino acids)
Biological process (GO): cilium assembly
Cellular component (GO): cytoplasm; ciliary basal body
Source: RefSeq, a predicted model, not a curated record